UCCCUCUCUACCUCACAAGCUAACCCAGCAGGGGACGGGGACACACAGAGAGCGCGCAGCGGUCAGCAGAGCAACAUGUCUACAAUAGAGUCCAAGUCAGAGCUGUUCACAGUGGCGGACACCACGGUGGAACAAGGUUCUAGACCGGUCCACUCCAGGAAGGUUGUGGCGGCCUUUGAGAGGUAUGUCCAGCCGUGCGUGGCUGAGGUGGUGGGGUGCACUCUCUUCAUCUUCGUGGGAUGCGGGUCGGUUAUUGAAAACACUGGGGUUCCGGGAAGCAUCCAGCCGGCCCUGGCUCAUGGAUUGGCACUGGCAAUUGUUAUCGCUGUUCUGGGACAGAUCAGUGGUGGCCACUUCAACCCAGCUGUGUCUGUCGGUGUGUGUGUCAGUGGCGGACUGGAACUCAUUCUACUGGGACCUUAUAUUCUCUCCCAGAUGGUGGGGGGAAUGAUCGGUGCUGGCUUGGCAAAGGCAGUCUUCUCCAACAACAGCUAUACCAGUGCAGAAGGGGGCGCCUUCAACAUUGUUGAAACCAGUGAAGCCGUCGGCCGCGCCACCGCAGUGGAGAUGGUCAUGACCCUCUUCCUGUCUCUGGUGGUCUGUAUGGCGGCCAUCAACGCAAGGACGCGCACUCCGCUGGCCCCACUUUGCGUGGGGCUGACAGUGACUGCUAACAUACUGGCUGGAGGGUCAAUAUCAGGAGGAUGUAUGAAUCCGGCACGCGCAUUUGGUCCUGCAGUGGCAGCAAACUACUGGGAAUACCACUGGAUCUACUGGGUGGGACCAGUGGCAGGGGCCAUUAUCACUGGCAGCUUGGUCAGGUUGAUGUUGGGGGACCAGAAGACUCGUCUUGUGCUGAAGUGACAGAGUUCUCAUCGAGGCAGGGUGGAGUUUUUUGUUGUUGUUUUUUUUGUUGUUGUUGUUGUUUUUUUGUUGUUGUUUAUUUUUUGUUGUUGUUUAGAAACAAUGCAAUUAUAUUCCAAACUAUAGUUUUUCCCUCGGUAGCUGCAUACCUUUUAUAGUUCACGUUGUUGAACGGUUGUUUUGAACUGUAAUAAACUGUAAAUCUAAAUC
Messenger RNA from Esox lucius (northern pike), 1074 nucleotides. It is a transcript of the gene aqp8a.1, whose product is annotated as aquaporin 8a, tandem duplicate 1. The record is from RefSeq and is a predicted model, not a curated record. Bases 76 to 864 code for a protein of 262 amino acids. The transcript is spliced from 5 exons. NCBI's taxonomy places the organism in Eukaryota, Metazoa, Chordata, Actinopteri, Esociformes, Esocidae. Gene Ontology annotation, biological process: transmembrane transport. Gene Ontology annotation, cellular component: plasma membrane. Gene Ontology annotation, molecular function: water channel activity.